Molecule: messenger RNA, 2855 nt
Organism: Leptomonas pyrrhocoris
Lineage: Eukaryota; Euglenozoa; Kinetoplastea; Trypanosomatida; Trypanosomatidae
Product: putative protein phosphatase 2C
Exons: 1
Coding region: 1131-2855 (574 amino acids)
Biological process (GO): protein dephosphorylation
Molecular function (GO): protein serine/threonine phosphatase activity
Source: RefSeq, a predicted model, not a curated record
GUACUACAUUCAUCCUGCAAUUUUCUUCUACCUGUGUGCUUGAGUUGAAGAUACACACCUACAAAGCGAAGUUUGCUUAACUGGCUUUCGGCCUGCCGUGUGUGGAUUCCCACAAGUGUGUGUGUCUGUCUGUGAGUGUGUGUACAUACUGUUCCAUUUAAAACUCAACCUCGCGUUUCUUUUGUCUUUGGCGUUCAUUUUCUUUUCUGUUUUCUCCGUUACUCUCUUCAUCUGCUGCUUCUCGGUGGAAAACAGCUAUACAGAUAAUUAAAGCUGACACAUGUAGGUGUGUGUAGAACACAGUCUCGGGUUAUUUUAUGCACGGCUUUCGCCUUUCUCGUUUUUCCACUGUUUUUUUUCUCUCUCUCUCUCUCUCUCUGUUGUGCUGCGCAAACGUACUUGUCGAUCUUUUGAAAGAGCAGCUCCACCAUUCUGUUUCUCCAUUUCACCUCUUUCGGGUGUCCACUUGUCGCUUCCGCAUUUCGCACAUAUGGGAGAAAGAAAAAAAGAGCCUUUUCUUUUUCACCUUCAUUGAACCGCCCGCUACCACUUUCGACACCAUAUAUCUAUAUAGAGACAGAGUUUAUACACGCAACUUGUCUGGCACACAAUUUCACGAUCUUCUUUGUAAUAUCCGUUGAAUACACGCGCACACGCCGUACCUCUCACCCCAGCGUUGCUACCUGAGAGUAUUCAAUUUAGUUUGCCUGUUCUUCCUGGUUGUUUACACGCACCGCGCUGUUCUCUGUUGAGAACGAAUUUAGAAGCGCUGGGCGAAUUACUCCAUCCUGUAUUGCAUCGCUUCAGAGUUUCGUGGUGGGAAAAGGCAGUGCAUCCUUUUUUGUUGUUUAUAGUUCUGUUAUUGGCGGCGCUGACGCUGCUCAGUCACCGCACGAAGAAGGUGAGCACGUAGCAUCCGUGUUCUUGAAUUACUCGCCGAGAAGCCGUUGUCUACACCGGCAACUAAAAGCACAUCCAGUCGCUGUGCUUGUCGUUGGGUGCUCCUCUGCACGCCCGAUAGGACCUGUAUCCCAAAAGGAGACUGGUUCUUGCUCCUCGCGGUUUCCUCCCCGCGUGCGUGUUUGUGCGUGUGUCCACAAGACUCUUUCAAACCUGGUUUCUCGUGCGCGAUGGCCCCGAAACGCGCACCACCGCGUCGGCCGCCAACGAAGCAGCCGAUGACCUCGGUAAAGCAGAUACACUACCUCAAUCAGCAGCAGGCGCAGAUGGCACGUAUGUUCCAGCAGCAGGCACGUGACCGCCGCACGCACAUCGCGCGGUCCGUUGCGAUGUUCAGCCUGCUCCUUCUCAUCAGCACCUACUCAUACAAGUCGUAUGGCCUCGUUGUGUCGAUUGCGGUGGUAGUAGCGGGGUGGAUGCUGGGCUUCUUGGAGGCAGUGCAGAUCGCUCUUGCGUGGAUUGUCCGUAAUGCCGCACAGCCGAGCUACGACGAGCUGCUGCGCCGUGCUGAUAUUAUGAGCCAGCCGGUCAAGGCGAAGGAAACGCUGUCGGGCGAAAACGAAUCCCUGGCCUACGGCUGCAGCAGCAUGCAGGGCUGGCGCCGCUCCAUGGAAGACGCACACACGCUGCUGCUGCUGGACAAGGGCGGCUUCUUUGGCGUCUACGACGGCCACAGCGGGGCUGCCACCUCGAAGUAUUGCGGUGAGUACAUGUUUCAGUUUGUACACCAAACGACCGCCUUUAUGCGCGGCGAAAUAUCUCAGGCGCUCUACGACGGCUUCAUCGCGAUUGACAAGUAUCUCCACUCCCUCCCAAGCUUCGAGCGAGGCGGCUGCGCGGCUGUCGUGCUGUAUGUGGACGGCGACGAUUUGUACUGCGCGAACGCGGGCGACAGUCGCUGCAUUAUGUGCCGAAAUGGCAGCGUGGACAGCCUCAGCACCGACCACAAGCCCUUCCUACCUGCUGAGCAGAUGCGUAUUGAGCGGGCGGGCUGCUACGUUCUGAACCGUCGUGUGAACGGCAUGUUGGCGUUAAGCCGCGCAAUUGGCGAUUUCAUGUUUAAGAAUAAUUCGCAGGUGUCGUGGGAGAUGCAGGCGGUGACCUGUGCUCCAGAGGUGCGGGUCACCCACUUAAACCGUGAUAAGGACGAGUUUGCGGUGCUGGCCUGUGACGGCAUCUGGGACAUGAUGACGAGCGAGCAGGUGGUGGAGUUCGUCCGCCCGCGCAUUCAGCAGCGUGUCCCACUGGGCCGCAUCUGUGAGGAGCUGAUGAACGCGUGUCUGUCGCCGCAGCCGUUUGGGCUGGGCUGCGAUAAUAUGUCCGUCAUCAUCGUCACGUUCAAGCGCGGCUCACAAGGGACGCCGUCGCCAGCGGCCGGCGUGACAAACGUUGGGGACGCGACGCAGACAGCAGCGUCCACACCGAGCCCUGACAGCCAGGAGGGUAGCGGCAACAAUGGCAAUGGCACCAAAACGACAGCUGGUGCCGCCGGAGAUGCCUUGUUAGAUCAUUCCGACGCUGCCGGGAACACAACUGCUAGUGCAGAAGAUCGCAAAAGUUCGAUAGACUACAGAACGAUGCAGGUCGAGGUAUCGGCCAAUGCCUCGAAAGGAAACCUCCCCCAAUCGCAUAGCCCGCCGACGCAGACACCGUUAACUACAGACGCGUUGUCGUCGACGCUGACGGUGCCGACGGUGCCGCGUGACACGGUAGGUGGCAUCGCCAACACGCACAACGGCGCGGCGCACCGCGCCGGUAGUGAAGGCAAAGAUGGCCUUUUUGAAAGUGCUGGCAGCGGAAACGCAAUGAAGGCUUCUACGCCAUCGCCCCAGAGAGCCGGUGCGGUAUCACCAGAUGUCCCGAAGGAACGUGGUCUAAGGCGCAGAAUCAUAUGA